This is a messenger RNA of Paramecium sonneborni, 1681 nucleotides long. The record is from the annotation of a GenBank genome assembly. NCBI's taxonomy places the organism in Eukaryota, Ciliophora, Oligohymenophorea, Peniculida, Parameciidae.
AUGGAAAAAUUAGAAAAUCGUAAAAGUUAAACCAGCUUUCGUUCUUUAUUUUGUCUUAAUAAAUUAAAAGUUAGAACAUAAGUUUUAAUAAUCCAAGUGCUAAUUCAAUUUUCAGUAGGAACCUUAUUAACAUUAAUAAGCUAUUUGUCAUUUUAAUACAUAAUAGAUAGGUACUCAAAUAUCUCAUUAGAAUGCUAUGUCUUAUAGUAUUACAAAAAGACUGAUAUGAUUAGUUAUUUAUAAGUGAGAAGUUCUCAGGAAGUAUUAUUGAGAAGUUAAACUCAUCUUUUAAAGUCUGAUUUCUUAUAUCAGUUCAUAUAAUCUAUAGAGUUGUAGUAUGUUUAAUAACCUCUCGAUUGUCUAAAUUAUGACGAUAAAUAUGAUAAAUAUUAAUAUGAAUAAACAUUUUGUUAUGGUUUCUUUGGAGAUAAAGUAUAUCCUCUUACUAAUUAAGAUAUAUUAGCAAUGAAUUAUUCUUCUUUCUUAACUUAAAUCUUACCAAUUAUGGAUAUGGAUUUGGAUUUAUUAUUUUCAACAAUCGGAGAUCAAAUGUACUUUUCGAUUUGGCCUGGAGAUCCUUUUCCUAAUUAUAAGCCACAUAGAAGGAUUUGGUACACUAACCAUUUAAAGUAAAUAGAAGAUAAAAAUUAUAAUUUGACAUAUUUUAGUGAUCCAUAUAUAGUUUGGACUUGGUUUUUAUUUAUGGUGACAUAAACAAGGAAUAUGACGAAUUUAAAUGGAUAAAUAGAUGGUGUUUUUGGAAGCGACUUAAACUUUAGUUUAUUUAAAACUCUAUCAUAGAAAUAAGAAAAUGUAACAUUUUCAAUAAUUGAUAAAAAAGGGCAAUUUCUAUUAAGUUAAUUUAAUAUAAGUUAAGAUACAUACAUUUAUGAUACUGAGAAAUCAGGUUUUAAUAAGGAGGAUUUCGAGUAAAUAAAUAAUUCAUUAUAUAAAAAAUAAUUUAUUAAUAAUUGUUCAAGGAUAGAUCAAUUACUUAAUAAUGAAAGACUUUGUAGAUACAAUACAGUAGCUAAUACCGAAGAAUUAAUUGUAGCAAAGUUCCUUUAUCCUACCGAUUUGAUUUUGCUGAUGUAAUAGAUAUGAAAUCUUAUCGUUUUAGUUAAGUGAAUCUUCUAGAGUAAGAGAAGGAACUAUUAAAUCAGAUAAGUCAAAUUAAAAACAAUUUUUAAGAUUUUUUCAGAAUGUAUAUUUUAAUUGGAAUUUCAACUGCAUUGUUUUCAAUUAUUUUGAGUUCAUUAGUAAUCUAUGUAACAUUGAGUCCAAUUACAAAUUUAAUAUUGUAUACAAGUUAAUAGAUUACAAAGGAAUAUGAUUUAAUGCAAUAAUAAAUUUAUUAAAAGGUUCAUCUUAAAUAAAGCAAAUAUUCUUUAAAGACUAUUUAAGAAUUGCAUUAAGCUUUUAGAAGAAUGAAUAUCAAAUUAUUUAAUCAUAAAGAAGGAAGGAAAAAUAUCACUUGUAAAGAACUUGAAUAAAUUUAAUUUCCUUUAAAACCUAUAGAAACAUUAUAAAUUAAAACUUCUAAUUUUUAAGUAAAAUAAAUUCAAAAGUAAAUUAGAAUUACAACUUUUCGAGGGAAGAUUUAAGAGCAUUUUAUCCAUUUGAUUAUUUAAGGCUUCAGUUUAAGAAAAUAAGAUGUUCAUAUAAUUAUAUUUCAAAAUGA